Thrips palmi is the source of this 8705-nucleotide messenger RNA. RefSeq lists its product as uncharacterized. Gene Ontology annotation, cellular component: nucleus. Bases 279 to 7433 code for a protein of 2384 amino acids. Gene Ontology annotation, biological process: regulation of transcription by RNA polymerase II. Lineage: Eukaryota; Metazoa; Arthropoda; Insecta; Thysanoptera; Thripidae. The record is from RefSeq and is a predicted model, not a curated record. Gene Ontology annotation, molecular function: RNA polymerase II transcription regulatory region sequence-specific DNA binding; DNA-binding transcription factor activity, RNA polymerase II-specific; zinc ion binding. The transcript is spliced from 8 exons.
CGACGCCCGUCUGCUCGAGCUCCGACGCCGUCCAGUACGCCGUGCGGAAAAUCUAAACAAAACCGAUGGAUCUGGGCUGAGCGUACUUAUCUAAUUUUCUGUUCAAUGACUCAACAGUGUUGCGCUUGAGACUACGUACACAAGAUCAAGAAAAUGUCACGUUGAUGAUGUUCUAUAUGAGGCUUAGCAAUGAAACGGUGUAUUCUGGGUAUACAGAAAUAUUUAUUUAAAAUGUUAUGAAGCUGCUCUGGGCAUUGAAAUUGAGAUAAAAAUUGAAAAUGUCCUCAGGGGAGCACUUGCUGAUGAGCAAAGAAGCAGGCGAAAGUAAGGACAAUGUCAGUGAAGAACAUAUGGACUAUGAAGACACAUCAUUUUCUGAGGGAACCUCACAGGGUCAAGAUGACUCACAAGAAAGUCAAGAGACAUCUCUAAUGAUACCUCAAGGUAACCUGAUAAUUAAUGAUGGCCAAGAAGAGAAUGAGGACCAGGACAUCCCAGAAGACGAACAGAUGGGAUAUGAGGACACUUCCUAUGUGGAAGGUGCCCCUGUUCCAGCCUGUGCCGACAAUGAAAAUUCAGAAGCUGGCCGUGCUACUUGCAUUACAGAAAUGCCACGAAAUGAUGGUAUUUCUGUAAUUGCAAACACAGCAGAAGCAGAGGCUUAUUUGUCCGGGGCUGUAAUUCGUGAGGCAGGUACCAUAGGGUCCACCACUGAACUCUCUUUAAAUUCAGAGGAUGUUCAGGCCUUAAAUGAAGUUUCAGAAAAUGAGGAACAUCAUUCCUUGGUUCCCUACUCCUCAGAAGAUAGUGCAGGCAUGGAUACAGCUGAUGAUGAAACAAAUGCUGAGACUGAGGUUAAUCUUGAAGCUGAUGUAAAUGCUGAGCAUGAGUUAGGUGCUGAAGUUAACUUGAUUUCGCAAGGUGAUGUGAAUGUUGAAUAUGAAACACAAAUAAAUACUGAAGAUGAGGCAAAUAUUCAGUCUGAAGAAAACAUUGAAUAUGAAAAUGAGGCCGAAACUAUAGCCGAGGAGAACAUUUCAUAUGAGGCAAGUGCCGAACAAGAUGUUAGCACAGAAACUGAAGAGAAUUCUCUAAAUCAGCACCUAGUGGAACAAGAGAUGGAAGCCGAACCAGCAGCCGAAGAAUCUGAAACUGAUUUUGCUCCUGAAGGAAUGGUUGAAAAUGCAGAGAGUGUAAGUGAAGCAGAAGCUUUUGAGACUUAUGACGAAGAAGGAAAUAAUGCUUCAAAUGUGUAUGAUGUUCAGGAACCACAGUUAAUCAAAAGCACCGAAGGGGAGACAAGCAUUAUUCUAGAGGGUGUUGCUAAAGAAGGUGACUUGGAAUUGUGCAGUGUACCUGACGGUCAAGUUUUAGCUCUUGAAAAUGAGGAUUCUGGUAUGCCAGAAGAACAAGAGUUACCUCAAGAAAAUGAGGAUUCUACUGUACAUGCCAUUCAAGAAAUAAUCCAUGAAACUGAUUCUAUUGAAGGUCAAGGACCCCUAAGUGAAGACACUGCCUUACUAGAUAGUCAACAUCUAUCUCAAGAAAAUGAUGAUUCUGUUCCACACGAUGGUCAAGAACUACCCCAAGAAAGUGAUGAUUCUGCCCUACCAGGAGGUCAUGAAUUACCCCAGGAAAUUGAUUCUGUCCUACCAGAAGGUCAAGAAUCACCCCAGGAAAACGAUGAUUCUAUCCUCUCAGAAGGUCAAGAAUUACCCCAGGAAGAUUAUGAACCUGUCAUGCUAGAAGAUCAAGAAUCAACUCAGGAAACUGAAGAUCCUUGUGAUGAAGAAUUGCCUCUGGAGAAUGAAGAUUCCAGUACAUUAUCAACAGCAGAAGCAGGAGAGGAAGCAGUUGACCAGUCCAAUGAGGAUGCAGUACAAAAUGCAGUAGAUGACAAUGCGGAACUAGUGGAGGAUAUGCAGGAUGCGGAGGAUGAUGGUGAAGGGGAGGAAUACGUAGGCGAAGAAGAGGAGUUUGAAGACGGUGAUGAAAUGGCAGAGGAAGUUGAAGUGGAAAUAGAAGAUUGCUCAGAUCCUGAAAUGGAAUCUGAGGGUGGAGUCACAUACAUCAUCAGUGAAGGCAUGAUUGUUGUGGAAGAGAAUGAAAGUUCAGAAGCUUACCAAACCGCUGAUAAUGGUGCUGCCAUUGAAGAAGAGGAAGACUCAGUUGUGCCAAAGACAACUCGAAUUGUGAUUAAAGUUCCAUCUUCUAAAAGUGUAAAUGACACCAUUUUAUGUAGUGAAGAAAUGGGAACUGAAGUUGUGAAACAAGAAGGUCAGUCGUUGAUAUUGCAGGAACUAGGAGAUGUAUCUAAUGCUAGUCAUUCUGAACAACCGACUAUUAAUGAGGUUGAACCAAUUAAUAUGAAAGAAACUGAAUCUAUGGGAGAUUCGAAUGAAGUUCUAGCUGAAGAGGAUUUGCCUCUUGAACCAACUGGAGAAAUUGAUGGUACAACCAAUGAAGGUGAUCUUGGAACACCUGCACCCUCUUCACUCCAAGAGGUAGAUCCAGAAAAUCCGGCAGGAAAGGAAGACACUCAGCCUGCUGAGUUCGAUUGUGGUGUGGAUACUGCAGUACAACAAGAGACUGAAUUAGUGGCAACUGAUGAGUCUAUUUCACCAAAUAUGUUAGAAGAAAGUCAGUGCGAAAAAGCUGUAACAAAUGAAGAGGUCGCUGCUCAAAGUAAUGAAAGUCUAGACGUAAUUGCCACUUCUUCAGUGUCAAGUAAAACUAAUGCAAAGAAUCAAUAUGAAAAGAUUGAUGAUAUUGAAGAAGCGGCACCCAAGAAUUCAAAACCUAAAGGAAUCUCAACAAAGUCAGAACAAAAACAAGUUAAUUCAGCUCAUUUAAAAUCUGCUGAGAAGACAAUUGGAAAGACUCCAAGUAAACCAUUAUCUGCCCAUGCACCCUCUAAAAGUGAAUCCAAAGGUUCUAAACCUUCCAGUAAUAAUAAGAGUCAUUUACCUCAUGAAAAGGAGCCUAGCGAAUCUGUAAAAAAGAGACAACCGGAUAGUGGUGAUUCAGUGAAGCGUUCUUCUAAGCACACUCAUGGUUCAGCUCAUAAACACAAGAGUCAGAAUGAAACCAAAACCUCUACCUCUGUAAAGACCAUCAGUAACACUGAAACUGCGGCUAAAGAAGAACAUUCAUCUAAAGGGGACUCUGCAAAGAAGCAUGUUGAAGGAAAGGAUCGUUCCUUACACAAUGAGAGUACCCACAGUUCUAAAAACGUAAAGCAGCCUCUGACUUCAUCCCACCGGACACGUUCUAGCUCAAGCACUCCCAAAGAGUCUUCUAGUAGGGACAAACGAAGUGCUCACAAAGAAGAAGGAGCAGCAAAGAAAUCAAAUAAUGCAGUAUCUCGUUCAGAUGAUUCUUUGAGUUCCAGUAAAUCGAAUUCAGACUCUAAAGUAUCUCUUCGUAGUAGUAGAUCUCGCAAAUCACACUCUGAUGCUGCUAAUGAAGUGCAAGAUCCACCCACUGUCAAAAAGGAGAAAGCCAAAACCUCCACUGAGACACCUCAAAAACCACGCCAGAGUGAACGAGUGUCAAAGGCUACAGAAAAAGCACUUGCUUCAGGCCUGAUAUCAAGGCGCUCAAGAACAACAGCAGGAGAUAGUGCAACAAACAACAGCGAAAGGCCUUCUGACUCAUUAUCUGAAGAUCAGGCUCCAUCCCAACGGCGUGGAAAGAGGAAAGCUGAUUCCUCUCCUCCCCCUGCACAGGAGGAGACUCCUUCUUCUAAGAGAAGAGUUACCAGAAGUGGGGAAGGUUCACAGUCCAGCGACAGUCCAGCUCAGAGUUUGAGAUCGGUCAGAAAGAAUAAAACACUAAAGAGGAAAGGGUCUACUGGUGAUUCACCUCCUUCAAAACAUGCUCACAAAGAAGAUCCUAAAGACAAAGCUACAGAUGAAUUCAUUGCUAAUAUUCCAAAUAUGUGUCGCAUUUGUGGAUCAAAGAACGAUAAUCUGAUCAAUGUCUUUGGACCAGAGGGACAAACCAUGAAGCUGUCAGAAAAAGUUCAUAACAUUUUGCCAAUCAAGAUGCGCCAAGAAGAACCUCUUCCUUCUGGGGUAUGCCAUUCUUGUGUUGUUACACUCAUUGCUUGUGAAAAACUUGUUGAGAAAUGUACCAGCAUUGACAAGAGGCUUCGUUCUCACUAUAACUGCCAUGAAGAAAAACCAGUUAAAGAAAACAUCCAACCUGUCAAAGAGAUUCAGCCUGAGACACUCCCAAAGAGUUCUGUUGAAUUGUCGAAGGCAGAAAAGUCUGUGAAAAGUGAUGUGGCCCCAACAUCUAAAUCAGCUGAGCUGUCCUCCUCCAAAAAGGAUGAGGCGCCUUCCACAACACAUUCCUCAAAGGUCAACAAUGCCACUAGAUCUUCCUCUCGAGUUUCUGCUAAGAAGCAGUUGGAAAGUUCUCAGAAGCCAAUUGUUAACCCUCCAGAACCUGAAACAAAGACAACUACUGCACAAGAAGUAAGUAAACCACCUGUGGUUAGCAAAGCAAAUGUUGCCUCUAGUCCAGAAACCGAAGAUGCCCCUCCUGUCUUAGAGGCUGAGCCACCUCAAUCACAUUUGCCUCCUACCAACCAAGAACCAGCUGCCCAACCACCAGUUCUUGUUCCACAGCCAGGCAAGCCAUUGCCUGAGUUAGUGCCUAUUCCUGCUGACGAUUCCGGAAGCAUGAAACGGUUUGGUAAUACUUAUCGAGCCCGCAUGAAGCCUGGUCAGUGGGAAAAAAUUGAAAGAGGUCUGGAGGCCAUUCAUGGUGAAUCACAUGAUGAAGAUGAAGAAAAUACUGAAACAAAAUCAUCGCAAGCAGAAGAAUUCCACAUUGUUGAUCUUGAUAUGAAUGUAGAAGAAGUUCAAGAGACCCCAGCCACACCGCAGAAAAAUGCCAGUUCCCAACCAGAAUUUCAUGUGGAGAUACCAUCAGAGGCAAUUGAAGAAGAGACUACUGCACAACAAUCUAGUCCAAAGAGUGUCAUAGACAGCAUCCUUGUUGAUUGGAGUGGUGAUGAAGAUGAUGUAGUUCCAGAAAAAUCUGCCCAAAAUGCCUCUGCAGUUAGUUCAGGACAACGGGCUGUAAGUGCUGGAAAAGAUAAGGACAGUGUGAAUGGAUCUUCUCGACAAAAGCCUAUUCAACGCGUUUCAAAAGCGCCAUGCCUCUUUGGUGAAGAUGAGGAAGGAGAUGCUGCAUCUACUAUCAAGUUAAAACCUGAACCAGCACCAUCACCUGCCCCCGCCCCCACCCCUGUUCCUGAUACAGUGGUCAUCAAGCAAGAGUCAUUUUGGCCUGAACCAGCACCUGGAACUUCCACAACCUCAACUAGUGAGAAACCCUCUAGUGAUGUUCCAUGGAAGUGUUUUGUUUGUGGUAAACGAGGAAAGUCUUUGCCGAAAUUCCUUGAACAUAAAAAGCUGCAUUUGAAUGACCGCAAACUUGUGAGCUGUCCUAAAUGCAGUGAAAGUUUUAGUAAUAUGGCUCUCUUGAAAUCUCACAUGAAAUCAUCCCAUGGAGAUGAUGAGGAAGAUGAUGUUGUUGCAGAACAACAACAGAGACAGACACGUCGCAGGUCCAACAAACAACAAAGUCAUAUUGUGGAUGUGGACCUCGCGCCUGCCACUGAUGGACUGUACCAUUGCAGCUUAUGCCAGAGUGCAUUCACAAACAUUGAAAGUCUGUGCCAACACAAGUUAACUCACCAGAAAGGUGUAGAACCUGAAGUACGUUCUGACAAGUACAAGUGCACUUACUGCCGAAAGACUUUCUAUGAGCACAAAGAGUUCCAAACCCACUUGGCUUCUCAUCAAACUGGACCAAAUUUGGGCAUGUUCCAAUGUGGUAAAUGUGAUAUGAAAAUGGUUAAUCAAAAGGAGUUCAUUGAGCAUAUUGAGUCUCAUAAUUCUGAGGAUAGUUUUCAAUGUGACCAUUGCGAUAAAGUUUUUGAUACAAAGCAUAAACUCAGAAGUCAUCGCAGCACUGUUCAUAAAUCAACAGCAUAUGCCUGUCAUUUAUGUGACAAAGUUUGUCAAAAGAGGAUAACACUUAUUGAGCAUUUGCGGAAACACACAGGUGAUAAUCCAUUUGCUUGCCCUGUGUGUAAUAAAAGAUUCAAUCGACUCGCAAACUACAAGGCUCAUAUGACCAUUCAUGAAAACGCUCGCCGAUAUGAAUGUCCUUACUGUGGGAAACGUUUCAAUCGACAAAGUAUCCAGCAGCGGCAUAUUAAAACCCACACUAGUGAGCAAUCACGAAAGCAUAGAUGCAGAGUAUGCAACCUUACAUUUGGAUUGGCUACAGAAAUGUUCACUCAUCGAAGACUGCAUACUCGAGAUGAAGUUGAGCGUGCCACAUGGGAAGACGAGAAGCUAAGAUUGGCCCUGACAUCAUUUCCAUGUAAAGUCUGUCAGCUUCCUUUUAAUACAGUUGAGGAAGUCUUAGCGCACAUGCCGUCACAUACUGAUGAUGAACGAGACAUUGCUGCAAAAUUAAAGAAUCCACGUCUUGAAUGUGACAUUUGUGGUAAAGUUCUUAACAGUAAAAGAACAUUCAAUGCUCACCGGUCAUCUCAUAUUGAUGGGAAACCAUAUGUUUGUAAGAUCUGUUCAAAGGGAUACGCCACAUCAACAGGUCUCAAUUACCACAUGCUUUCUCAUACCGGAGAAAGACCUUUCCCCUGUACAUUCUGCAAUAAGGGGUAUAAAAAUAGCACUGAUUUGAAGGUUCACAUGCGUCAGCAUACUGGUGAAUUCCCGUACAAGUGUAAUCUAUGUAACAAAGCCUUCCGUUCAGCAUCCAGUCUUCAGAAGCAUGGUUUCGUACAUACGGAGAAUAGACCUUUCAAGUGUCAAUACUGCAACAUGUCAUUCAAGCGAGAAAGCACGAAGCACAACCAUGAGCGCAUUCACACCAAUGAUCGCCGCUUUAAAUGCAAAGUGUGUUCACGUACUUUCAUUCAAAAAGGAGCUUGUGAUGCCCAUGAAAGGUUGCACUUCCGCGGUGGCACGCAGGUAUUCAUGACUGUGGAAGAAGGAGCAGCUGCACAGAGGCUAGACUCCAGAAAUGUGGAAGGGGCAUCUGGUUCAAAAACAGACAAACAUGAUCUCUUUGAUGAUUUUGAAGAAGAAGAUUUUGAUGAAGACGAUGAAGAUGAUGAAGAUGAGUACAUCAUUUAUGAAGAUGAUAGUGUUGAAGAUGGGGAUAAUGAUGACAGGGAUGAGGAAGAAAUGGCUGAAUCAGAGAAGAACGUUCUCGUUGAUCCUUUGAGAAACGAUGAAGGCAUUUCAAAGAGUCCUUACGAUGAGUCUAAAUCUAGCAAUGGUGUAGAUCUCCCUGUGACGAGCAUUACUCCAGUACCAGUCACUUUAUCAGGCGACUCUAUUCCGAACAUUGGUGACAAUUCUGUUCAUAUUACUAUACUUUAACAUAAGUAUCCUCUACCAAUUGUUAAAAUGCCAGCCAAGAGUGCUUUGACUAAUGUCUCAAACUAGUUUGAAAACAAUAAAUGGGAAAAUGUGAAGACAUGUGCUAUUUGAUCAGCUUCGUGCCUCCCAAAAAAUUGAGGGUAGUUAUUGUGUGUAUGUUUUCGUGUGUUUGUGUGUGUUGUUUGUUAUGCAUUGAACUAUGGAACUGCAUUUUUUCCAUGUAAGUACUGCGGUAUACUUCUCUGUGUAUAGUUUGCGCGAUUUUAUAGAGCUGUCAAAAAAUAGGCUUUAUCUUAACUGAAAAAUAUUUUUAUUUUGUAUUGAAUGUGUAUAGAAAUUCAAUAUGUCAGAAGAGUAACUAGCAAUGGUGUCACUCAUGGUAGUUUAACUCAUGUUUGGCACUCUUGCUUUUUCUUUCAGUAUAGACGUACAUAUUUUGUACAAUGUGUGUAUUUUAGGUAAUUGCAAGUCAUAGCUGUACUAGAAAUGUAAUCCUCUUUUUAUAACUGAAGCGUGAAAGAAAAAUCAUUGUACAGUUCUGAGUCAUAAAUACAGACACAUAAUCUUAAGUAUGAAGUGUAGUUGGAGAGAGGAUGUUGCUUUAUUCUCUAGACUGCCUUAGCAUACAAUUUUAAUUGUAGAGGUUGGGCCAUUGAUUCAAAGGAGAGUUUCUUUUUACUUUCAUUUAAUGAAUGCUUAGAUUUUUAGGGGGAUGCAGUGCUUCGUGAUAUAUCUCAUUUGUUUGUGUUCUGUUAUUUUUACAUGCAGUGAGUUUCGGUGACACAUGCAACAUGCCUCUCACUAGCUUAGACAAUUAGUUCUUAAAUCAUUUGUUCAUGCCUAUAAAUGUGUGCUAGAUAGACAAUUUACUGGUCACCUGGUCAUGCACUGAUAAUGUUUUGGUUUUCUUAACUUGUACAUACUUUUGGUGUUCUCAUAUGACUUUGUUUCCUCAAUCAACUUCAAAGAUUAUUUCAUAAUUUUAGUUAUUAUGGUAUAUAAAUCACUAUGUGCAAUAAAAUAGCUGAUGAUUAAAUUUUAGUUCUAACUCUUACUCUAUCUUAUGUUUCUGCACUUUUCCCUCUGAGGGAGAUAGAAGUAUGACAUAAUUGACCACCUUGAAUUACAUGUUAUGUUUUAACUUUCCUGUAUCUUCAAUAACAAAGAUGGCAUGACAAUUGACAAUGAGUUUACAGACUACAGAAGAAUCCUUGUUACUGACCAUUUGAUGUUUUAUCAGUUAUGUAACAAAUAUAAUUUGAAAUAAGAGUA